UUUGGUUUCUCAGUUACUGUCGAUUGGGGGAAUUCUACUCGCUUCUCCUUCAAAAUUGCCAUUGAAGAAACCCCAAUUUCAUCGACAGGAAUCAGAAAAAAGCUAUCGAACAAUCUGAAUUCAGACGAAAAUUGGUAGCAUUUUUCUUCAUAUUCUUCUCGUUCGACUUCCAUUUCAAGAGGAAUGGAGCCGUUUCCAUCAUCCUCACAAAUAGCUCAGAAAACCUGGGAGCUUGAGAACAAUAUCAUCUCCGUCGAUACUCCUCCGACUACCUCCAAAGCUUCAGAUUCUGCUUCCGAUGCGAUAUUCUAUUACGAUGAGGCUGCACAAGCAAAGUUUCAGCAGGAAAAGCCGUGGCAGAAUGAUCCUCAUUACUUCAAGCGUGUGAAGAUCUCUGCCCUCGCGCUUCUUAAAAUGGUGGUUCAUGCACGCUCCGGCGGAACUAUAGAGGUCAUGGGACUUAUGCAGGGGAAGACCGAUGGAGACGCUAUUAUCGUCAUGGAUGCCUUUGCUUUGCCUGUUGAAGGUACCGAGACUAGGGUUAAUGCUCAGGCUGAUGCGUAUGAGUAUAUGGUUGAUUAUUCCCAGACGAACAAGCAGGCGGGGAGGUUGGAGAACGUUGUAGGAUGGUACCAUUCUCAUCCAGGUUACGGAUGCUGGCUUUCGGGUAUUGAUGUUUCCACUCAGAUGUUAAACCAACAAUUUCAGGAGCCAUUUUUGGCUGUUGUGAUUGAUCCUACAAGAACUGUUUCUGCUGGAAAGGUUGAGAUUGGAGCUUUCAGGACCUACCCGGAAGGAUAUAAGCCACCAGAUGAGCCUGUUUCUGAGUAUCAAACCAUCCCACUGAAUAAGAUCGAAGACUUUGGUGUGCAUUGUAAACAGUAUUAUGCGCUUGAUAUCACAUAUUUCAAGUCUUCACUUGACUGCCACCUCUUGGAUUUACUUUGGAACAAGUACUGGGUUAAUACACUUUCAUCUUCUCCUCUUUUGGGUAAUGGAGACUAUGUUGCUGGGCAAAUUUCAGAUUUAGCUGAAAAACUUGAGCAGGUGGAGAAUCAGUUGGCUCACUCCCGCUUUGGGCCAUUGAUAGCUCCUUCUCAGAGGAAGAAGGAGGAAGACUCCCAACUUGCUAAGAUCACUCGCGACAGUGCAAAGAUAACAGUGGAGCAGGUUCAUGGUUUGAUGUCACAGGUUAUCAAGGACAUCCUGUUCAACUCAGUGCGACAACCCAACAAAUCUCGACCUGAGUCAUCCAGUCCAGAACCAAUGGUGGAAAGCUGAUGUUAGCCAGAUAUUGCAAAUCCAGGAGCUGAUAAUGAAGUCAUUAACCCUAGUGCUUGAUGUGUUCCCUUCCUACGGCAGGGAAUUCGGUAAAAAAGAAAGGUGCAGAUGGAUGUGUUCUUUACUGAGGUUGCCCCCUUUGUGCAGCAAUUUAAGAGUACUACUGAGAAUCUCCUUCUUUGGGUUGGCUUUAGCUUUUAAGAGCCUUUAAAUUUAAGGGAAUACUUUUUAGUGCACUUUUUUUUUGUUCAUUUGAUAACCAUAGACCGGGCAGGGAUUUCACUUCUCUGCCUCUGCCCCUCUCUUAUUGAAAUUUAAUCGAAGUGCCAAGAUAUUGCCUCUA
Molecule: messenger RNA, 1624 nt
Organism: Cucumis sativus (cucumber)
Lineage: Eukaryota; Viridiplantae; Streptophyta; Magnoliopsida; Cucurbitales; Cucurbitaceae
Product: COP9 signalosome complex subunit 5a
Exons: 6
Coding region: 184-1281 (365 amino acids)
Biological process (GO): protein deneddylation
Cellular component (GO): COP9 signalosome; cytoplasm
Molecular function (GO): protein binding; deNEDDylase activity; metallopeptidase activity
Source: RefSeq, a predicted model, not a curated record